Solea senegalensis (Senegalese sole) is the source of this 1904-nucleotide messenger RNA. It is a transcript of the gene rspo4, whose product is annotated as R-spondin 4. The transcript is spliced from 5 exons. Lineage: Eukaryota; Metazoa; Chordata; Actinopteri; Pleuronectiformes; Soleidae. The record is from RefSeq and is a predicted model, not a curated record. Bases 415 to 1155 code for a protein of 246 amino acids.
GUGAGUUUUCACUCCAAGCAACCAGUCUAGGGAAGUAGAUGAGGCACUGCUCUCCACACCUCUGGUGUUUCUCACUCUGCUCUGCUCCGCUUUUGUUUUUUAUGGCCGCCUGUCUCUUCAUCUCUGCCCUAAAUCUUCUGUGUGAAAGUGGACAAAAAGGAGAGGAGGAUUUGUUUUCUUCUGUCUCGCCUCUCUUCCCUCACCUUAACAGUCACCGUUUUCAUCGCCGCUGUGGGCCUGUGAGAUCACUUCAUCCUCAUCCAUCGCUACAGCUUUUAAACCCCUGCCGUUGCUCUUUUCUCCUCUCGCCUCUAUCGCUCCCUUGCUUUGGAACUAAAUCUUCUACCUGAGCCCCUGGAGUCCCUGCAGAUGUCCACAGCCUGGCACUGAAGCGGGCGCUUGACAGCAGCCCAGAUGCAUUUGCGACUCUUUGCCUUUGUGAUAUCCUUGCUAUGUGAGGUGAUCAGAAGGGGGUCUGGAGUCAUACAGAAGCAAAGUGCUCACAGAGGGACGUCAGUGGACUGCCGGAGCUGUCUGGAGUGUUCCCGUGACAACGGCUGUGUGCGCUGCCCUGAGCGGCUCUUCCUGUUCCUGCAGAGGGAUGGAAUGUCCCACCACGGAACCUGUCUCCAUGCUUGUCCCGCUGGACACUAUGGACAGAGAGGGAAGGACAUCAACCGCUGCAUGAAGUGCCGCUCUUUGGACUGUGAGCACUGUUUCAGCCGGGACUUCUGCACCAAGUGUAAGUCUGGCUUCCAGCUGUACAAAGGCAAGUGUAUGACGAGCUGCCCAAAGGGAACAUUCGCUCACCAAAAGGACUGUUUAGAGAGCUGCCUCUUUGCUUCGCUGGGAGAGUGGAGCGAGUGGAGCACUUGUGUCCAUAAUGGCGUCACUUGUGGCUUCAGAUGGGGCAUGCAGACCAGAACCCGGAAUAGCAGGAGGCCAGAAGAGAAAACAGCAUGGCUUUGCCCAUCACAAAAUGAGACGCAGAGGUGCAGAAUGAAGAAAAAGUGUCCCACAGAAAGGAAACGGAAUAAAAAAGUCAGGCUUGGAAGGAAAAGAGAGCGAAAACGUCUACGGCUGCUCGCCGUCAGCAACGCUGGCAACUCGACCGAUGGAACAACAGACGCCACCACAGCGCACAGAGAAGCCUGAGGACGUGACAGACACACAGCUCACCACAGCGCGUGUCGCCAGUGGUUUAGUAAUCUGAGACCCAGUCAUUGUUUGUUCACGUUUCAAAUUCGCCUGCACGGGACAUCAGAAUGUUGUUUACUGGAAACUCGGAAGAAGAUUUUAUGACUAAGGAAUUCUUAAUGACUGUGACCUAUGAGUAAAGAUUUCCGUCAAAAGAAAAAAGAAAAAGAAAAAAGAAGGUGGUUUAAGUUGGUGUUUGCCCAGGAAACAACUUAACCAUUUGUGGAUGAAUUGAGCUUUUACCUGGAGUCAAAAACCACAGUUAACACCGCAACUUUUUGUGACGACAGGAGGAACAUCCACCGAGUUUAACUUAACACUUUGCCUUUAAAUGUUAUUCUAAAUACUUAACACAUAUUUCUAUACGGAAGUGCUGUAAGCCUGAAACGCACGGCUAAGAUAACGUUGUAAUCACAGCCUUAUUACCUGCUCCCAUUGCAGAUGUGGAUGUUCCUCCACAUACAUACACAAAAAUGACUGGCUUCUAACAACUGUCUGUAUUUGUUUAUGUUUCUAUGACGAAAUGGGAUUUUAUUCCAUUACAUGUAUGUAUACAGUGAUUGCUGCCUCCGUGGUACACAGACUGUUUACAUCCUGUCACUGACUGCAAAUCUGUUUAAGAGUUGACAAAAAAAACCAGAAGAAAUAUGACUGAACUGAUAACUUUGCAUUUAUUUGACGUUACGAUUGUGAUGGUAAAAUAUUUC